Messenger RNA from Plenodomus lingam JN3, 270 nucleotides. The record is from RefSeq and is a predicted model, not a curated record. Lineage: Eukaryota; Fungi; Ascomycota; Dothideomycetes; Pleosporales; Leptosphaeriaceae.
AUGUCCAUGACCUUCCUGGUCAAAGACGUCUUCCUGCUCACGGUCAUCUUGAACAGAGAGGGAGCAGAAGCGCAAAUCCGAUCGAGGAGUUGCUGGUGGGCAUGGCGUUUCCGCACCAAGGCGGCGAAUGUCUAUGGGUUGCGUGCAGAUGUCGCUCGCCAGGUUUUUGACUGGAUAGAGGCGAACGACAACGUUGCUUUUCUUCUCGUCUCAUCAUCGCACGAUGAGGCCCAAGAAGCGUUUGAUUUUGUCCCACUUCCCGAAGAGUAG